This is a messenger RNA of Sipha flava (yellow sugarcane aphid), 1555 nucleotides long. It is a transcript of the gene vito, whose product is annotated as nucleolar protein 12. The record is from RefSeq and is a predicted model, not a curated record. Gene Ontology annotation, molecular function: RNA binding. Bases 278 to 1120 code for a protein of 280 amino acids. The transcript is spliced from 7 exons. NCBI's taxonomy places the organism in Eukaryota, Metazoa, Arthropoda, Insecta, Hemiptera, Aphididae. Gene Ontology annotation, cellular component: nucleolus.
UUUUUGUUAUAAAAGCGUACCUAACUGUUUAAAGUUUAAACUAUGGGUUCCAUCAACACAGAUUUAGUCAUUUCCAAAUACAAAAAUUAUCUUUCCUAAAUUUGUAGCAAAAUCAUCUUGCAUAGUAUUUAAAAUACAAAAUUGGAUUUUUAAUAUAUUUUUCUAGCUAUUAGGCCCAUAAUUGGGCCAUAACACUCAUACUAUAAACAUUUCAAUGCUGUUCCUUCCACAGAAUCUUGGACAUCAUUUAAUACCUUUUGAAUAGGAAUCAGUAUAGAUGUUGUUUGAACAAGUUGACGUCUUUACAUAUAUAGUCUUACGUCUCACAGAAUUAAAAUGCUGCAAAAAAGGGGCUAAAUGUAGGCAAUAUUAUAUACGGACACAAACAAUUUUUUCUUGCGAAGAUCCAUUCAUCAUAAUUGCGUUGAGAUUUCUAAGGAAGUACUACGAUUUAAAUAUUACCAUGAAUUUGGAGGAGUAUGAAUUUAAAGACAGAACAAAAGUGAAACGGCAUCGAAAGCCAAUUAAUAGAACGACCAAACGAACCAUAACCUUUGAUGAAAAAUCUAGAUCGGAGUUUUUGACAGGAUUUCAUAAAAGAAAGCUUGCACGAAAAAAGAAAGCUAGAGAAGAUUUUGAAAAAAAGUUAAAAGAAGAGAAGAAAAGAAUCAAAGCUGAGGCAAGAGAAACUUUCAAAAAGUUGACUAAUUCUCAUCCAUUUGUCCCAGAACCUCUUGAUUUGGUUACUCAAGAAUACAGUUUAGAAAAUCAUACUGUACAAAUAUGUGAUUUAUCAACUGAUGAGAUUGCAAAAAGUAACAAUUGGAUUGGAUCAAAUCAGGUCAUUUAUGAGGAUGAUAAAAAAAGUGAUGAUGAUGAAGAAGUUGAUAGUGAAAAUAACGAUGACACCGAAGAUGUACCUGGCAUGAGUUUUAAUUCAUUAAAAGAAAUAAAAAAAGCAAUUAAGAAACAAGCAUCUGAAACUGUACAAAACAGCAAAGUAUUCAAGAUGAAAAAUAAAAUUGAACGUAUUAAAGAUAAAAAGAAAGCGAAAAGGAAAAAACUUUUAGAAUCAAAAAGGAAAAAAUGGUUGAAAAAAAAAGGAAAAAAAGUUAAAUAAUAGAUAUCAAAACUUAUACUAAUGCAAUAACUUUUUAUGUAUAAUAUUAUAAUAUUUAUAUUAAAAUAAUUAAUGUAAAAUUUAACUGGAAAUAUUAAACUUGUUUUCUACCUUUUGAUUCAACUUAAUUUGUAAACAUCAAAAAAUAUAUUUUGAUUAUUGUUGUGCACAGUGUAGUAGCACACAGUAUAAGUCAGCUUUAUUUUUAUAUUUUUAUUUAUUUAUUUUUUUUAAUAAAAGAAAAACAGCCUCGGUGAUUAUGGCCACUAGACAAAUACUAUUUACAAAUUUAAGUUAAGUGUAUUUUGUACAUGUUAUUGAGUAUUCAAUUAAUUUAUAUUUUAUUAGAUAAUGAUGUGAAUUGCAUAUAUUUUUAUUAAGAAUUUUAAUAUGUUGACACAUUGAGUAUUAAAUGUGAUUGAUUGGGUAUCAAAA